UUCGAGCACUUCAGCAUGCUGGUCAUCCUCUUGAACUGCGUCACUCUCGGAAUGUUUCAGCCUUGUCAAGAUACCAGAUGCCAAUCAGAGAGGUGCACCAUCUUGGAGGCAUUUGAUCACUUCAUCUUCGCCUUCUUUGCUGUGGAGAUGGUCAUUAAGAUGAUCGCUCUGGGGAUCUUCGGGCAGAAGUGUUACCUAGGAGACACGUGGAAUCGCCUGGACUUCUUCAUCGUCAUUGCCGGCAUGAUGGAAUAUUCUUUGGAUGGACACAACGUGAGCUUAUCCGCCAUCCGAACUGUCCGAGUACUCAGGCCUUUACGAGCCAUUAACAGGGUGCCAAGUAUGCGCAUACUUGUCACCCUGCUGUUAGAUACUCUGCCUAUGUUAGGCAACGUUCUUCUUUUAUGCUUCUUCGUCUUUUUCAUCUUUGGGAUCGUUGGAGUGCAGCUCUGGGCCGGGCUGCUGAGGAACAGGUGUUUCCUGGACACCAAUUUUCAAAUGACGUACAACUUGACUUUGCUGCAUCCGUACUAUCGGCCGGAGGAAGGAGAAGAGAACCCGUUCAUCUGCUCGUCCCCCCGGGAUAAUGGCAUGCAGAAAUGUUCCAACAUCCCGAACAGGAAGGAGUACAAGGUGGAAUGUACUUUGAGCAUAGACUCUUACAACCAAAAUUCGUACACGCUGGACUUCAGCCACCGAAACGCCUGCAUAAACUGGAACCAAUAUUACAACAUGUGCAGGCCGGGGGACCUAAACCCGCACAACGGAGCUAUUAAUUUUGAUAACAUUGGCUAUGCUUGGAUAGCUAUUUUUCAGGUUAUAACCCUGGAAGGAUGGGUUGACAUCAUGUAUUAUGUCAUGGAUGCGCACUCUUUUUACAAUUUUAUAUAUUUUAUACUACUUAUAAUAGUCGGUUCUUUCUUCAUGAUUAACUUGUGCCUGGUUGUGAUAGCAACACAGUUUUCUGAAACCAAGCAGCGGGAGAACCAACUCAUGCAGGAGCAGCGGGCCCGCUACCUCUCGAACGACAGCACAAUCGCCAGCUUCUCCGAGCCAGGGAGCUGCUACGAUGAACUCCUCAAAUAUAUCUGCCACAUUUUCAGGAAAGUCAAACGGCGGACGUUGCGCCUCUACAACCACUGGCAGAGCAAGCGGCGGAAAAAGGUCAACCCCAACAGCGGAGCCGACGGCGAGGGGCGCCGGAGCAAGAAACGCAUCACCUCCAUCCACCACCUCAUCCACCACCAUCACCACCACCACCACCACCACUACCACAUCAGCAACGGGGGCUCGCAAGGGCCACGCUCCAACCCCGAGCUCUGUGGUCUCGAGCUGAAGGUCGUGAAACCCCGGAGCCAACUCAUGCUCCCUCCCGCGUCCCCCAAACUCCGGAACUCUGCGGCGCCGGAUUCGGAGUCCGUCCACAGCAUUUACCACGCCGACUGCCACGUGGAAGGGGCCCAGAUGAAAUGCAAGUCUUCCAAUGUCCCAGCGGGUGUCAAGCUCAGUGGUCACGGCAGCAUGAACUACCCAACCAUCUUGCCUUCCCCAGCCAGCAAACCCAGCAUCGCCCCGGCGUCCAAAGGGAAGAAAAAUGGCGGAGGCAGCGGUGGCACCACUCCCGUGGCCGUGGUCAACAGCCCCGUGCACCUGAACAUGGAUUCCUACGGGAAGCUCCAUCAUUUGGUUGGAGAACAUGGUCUUUGCCGGACGUCCAGCGGGUUGUCCGGCUUGAAUGUGCCCUGCCCUUUGCCCAGCCCCCAGGCCAGCAUGCUGAACUGUGAGCUCCAGAGCUGCCCUUACUGCGCCAGCAUCUUGGAGGACCCCGAGUUCGAGUUCAGCGAGUCGGACAGCUACGAGUCGGGCGACGAGAACAACGGGGUGUAUGAGUUCACGCAGGAUGUGAAACACGGGGACCAGCGGGACCAGAUCCAGCAGCAGAGGAACAAGAAGAGGAAGAAGAAGAAGAAAAAUAACCCGCCCAAGGAGAGGAAUAAAAUAGCCAAGCUCUGGAAGGCGUUUGGCAACAAGCUGAAGAGGAUCGUGGAGAGCAAGUAUUUCAACCGUGGGAUUAUGAUUGCGAUCCUCAUCAAUACCCUGAGCAUGGGGAUCGAGUAUCAUGAACAGCCCGACGAGUUGACCAACGCUCUGGAGAUCAGCAACAUCGUCUUCACGAGCAUGUUUGCCCUGGAGAUGCUGCUCAAACUCCUGGCCUUUGGCAUCUGGGGCUAUAUCAAGAACCCCUACAACAUUUUUGAUGGCAUCAUUGUGGUGAUCAGCGUCUGGGAGAUCAUCGGGCAGUCCGACGGAGGCCUUUCCGUGCUGAGGACCUUCCGUCUCCUCCGGGUCCUCAAGCUGGUGAGGUUCAUGCCUGCCCUUCGGCGCCAGUUGGUUGUCUUGAUGAAGACCAUGGACAACGUGGCCACCUUCUGCAUGCUGCUCAUGCUCUUCAUCUUCAUCUUCAGCAUUCUGGGUAUGCAUCUUUUUGGGUGCAAGUUUGGCUUGAAAACAGAUACGGGGGAUACGAUGCCAGACAGGAAGAAUUUCGAUACCUUGCUGUGGGCAAUUGUCACUGUGUUUCAGAUCCUCACACAAGAAGACUGGAACGUGGUGCUGUACAACGGGAUGGCAUCCACCUCCUCCUGGGCGGCCCUGUACUUUGUGGCCCUGAUGACCUUCGGCAAUUAUGUGCUUUUCAACCUCCUGGUCGCCAUCUUGGUGGAAGGUUUCCAAGCUGAGGGUGACGCCAACCGGUCCGACACGGAUGAGGACAAAACCUCCCUUAACUUGGAGGAAGAGUUUGAGAAGCUGAAGGAACUGCGUGCUUCGGAGAUGAAGAUGUAUUCCCUCGCUGUCACUCCCAACGGCCACCUGGAGGGCAAAGGGAGCAUGCCUCCGCCCAUCAUCAUGCGCACUGCGGCCACGCCCAUGCCCACCCCGAAGUGUUCCCCACACAUGGACGCGGUCUACCCCUUUGUGGACUCACGGAGAGGCAGCAACGCUUCAGUCGACCCGCUGAGCUUCGACCAGAAAUCCUUGUCUAGCCUCCGCAGCUCCCCUUGCAUGAACUGGGGCACUGGCAGCAACUGGGGCAGCCGCCGAUCGAGCUGGAACAGCCUGGGCCGGGCCCCGAGCCUGAAGAAAAAGAGCCAGUGCGGGGAGCGCGAGUCCUUGCUCUCCGGCGAAGGCAAAGGCAGCACGGACGACGAAGCGGAGGACGCCAAGCUCAGCGCCCGCAGCCGCCCACCUCUGCACCGCCGAGCCGAGUCCCUGGACUGCCGGGGGGCCUUGGAGCUGCCAGAGCUGCUCCAGGUGCCCGGCAUGCGCCCCCCGCUCAGCAUCAGCCCCGUGGCCGUGCUGCCCGCCGAGUUCCAGGACUGCAACGGCAAGUUGGUCCACGUGCCCAGCGAGUUCUACCUGCACAUGGAUGGCCACAAGGACGACCCCUUGGACUACGAAGAUGACAUGGAGGAUAGUUACUGCUACAGGAUUCGCAAGGCCUUAGAACCGUAUAAGCCCGAGUGGUGCAAGACUCAUGAGGACUGGUCGCUCUAUUUGUUUUCACCUCAGAAUCGGCUUCGGGCCACCUGCCAGAAGGUGAUCACGCACAAGAUGUUUGACCACGUGGUUCUAGUCUUCAUCUUCCUCAACUGCAUCACCAUCGCCCUGGAGAGGCCGGAUAUCGACCCCAACAGCACGGAGCGGAUAUUCCUGAGCGUGUCCAACUACAUCUUCACCGCCAUCUUUGUUGCUGAGAUGAUGGUUAAGGUGGUGGCGCUGGGCUUCUUCUCUGGGAAAAACACCUACCUCCAGAGCAGCUGGAACGUGCUGGACGGAGUCCUGGUCUUCGUGUCCAUCAUUGACAUCAUUGUUUCCAUGGCGUCGGCCGGCGGGGCGAAGAUCUUGGGGAUCCUUCGAGUGCUGCGGUUGCUGCGCACCUUGAGGCCUUUACGAGUCAUCAGCAGAGCCCCGGGUCUGAAGCUCGUGGUGGAAACGCUGAUUUCCUCUCUCCGGCCCAUUGGCAACAUUGUGCUCAUCUGUUGCGCUUUCUUCAUCAUCUUCGGCAUUUUAGGAGUCCAGCUAUUUAAAGGCAAAUUCUACUACUGCGAAGGGCCCGACAUCCGAAAUGUCUCCAACAAAGCUGACUGCACAAAUGCCCGCUACAGAUGGGUCCGAAGGAAGUACAACUUUGACAACCUGGGGCAGGCACUGAUGUCCUUGUUUGUCCUCUCCUCCAAAGACGGUUGGGUGAAUAUCAUGUACGACGGACUGGACGCCGUGGGCAUCGAUCAGCAGCCCAGCCAGAACCACAACCCCUGGAUGCUCCUCUACUUCAUCUCCUUCCUCCUCAUCGUCAGCUUCUUUGUGCUCAACAUGUUCGUGGGUGUGGUGGUGGAGAACUUCCACAAGUGCCGGCAGCACCAGGAAGCUGAGGAGGCCCGGCGGCGUGAGGAGAAGCGGCUUCGGCGGCUGGAGAAAAAGCGCAGGAAAGCCCAACGGCGGCCCUACUACGCCGAUUACUCACCAGCCCGGAAAUACAUCCACACACUCUGCACCAGCCACUACCUGGAUCUUUUCAUCACCUUCAUCAUCGGGGUCAAUGUCAUUACCAUGUCAAUGGAACACUUCAAUCAACCCAAGUCGCUGGACGAAGCGCUGAAGUACUGCAACUACGUGUUCACCAUCGUCUUUGUGUUUGAAGCAGUGUUGAAGCUGGUAGCCUUUGGAUUCCGGAGGUUCUUCAAAGACAGGUGGAACCAGCUGGAUCUGGCCAUUGUCCUCCUGUCAAUCUUGGGCAUCACUCUGGAGGAGAUCGAGAUGAACGCUGCGCUUCCCAUCAACCCCACCAUUAUUCGCAUCAUGCGGGUGCUGAGAAUCGCAAGAGUACUGAAGCUGCUCAAAAUGGCCACAGGGAUGAGGGCGUUGCUAGAUACGGUGGUCCAGGCUCUGCCCCAGGUAGGCAACCUUGGCCUGCUUUUCAUGCUCCUGUUCUUCAUCUACGCUGCCCUCGGAGUGGAGUUGUUUGGGAAGUUAGACUGCAGCGAAGAUAACCCAUGUGAAGGCCUAAGCCGCCACGCCACCUUCAACAACUUCGGCAUGGCCUUCCUCACUCUCUUCAGGGUGUCUACCGGCGACAACUGGAACGGCAUCAUGAAGGACACACUCCGGGAAUGCCACCGGGAUGACAAGCACUGCCUCAGCUACCUGCCCAUCAUCUCCCCCGUCUAUUUCGUCACCUUUGUCCUCAUCGCCCAGUUUGUCCUCGUCAACGUGGUGGUGGCCGUCCUGAUGAAGCACUUGGAGGAGAGCAACAAAGAAGCCAAGGAGGACGCCGAGAUGGACGCCGAGAUCGAGCUGGAGAUGUCCAGGGGGGUCAACACACCGGUCCGAGCCCCUGAUGGCAGCCCGGCCAUCUCCAAGCCAGGCAUAGGCGAGCCCCAGAACCUUCUAACAGUUCGCAAGAUCUCAGUGGCCAGGAUGCACUCCUUACCCAACGACAGCUACAUGUUCCGCCCUGUGAUGCCGGCCAAAAACCCCUUCCCGCUCCAUGAAGUUGAGCUGGAAGCCUACUCAUACAAGUCACCAAGAGGGUCCAUCACUUCUGUUCGUUCCCAGCCUGUGGGGACCUGCUCCUCUCUGGGGAUUCCACGGGAGGCUUUCCACCCAACAACCCUGCCUCCUCAACGCGAUGGUGGAGGUCCAUGGAGGCUUCUCCCUCCACACGCUGCACCACUGUCCCCCAGUCUUAACAGGCUGCUGUGUAGACAGGAAGCCAUUCAGAGGGAUUCCUUGGAUGGCCCAAAUGCUGAUUUGAAGGACAGCAUACAAACUGAGGUCUGCGAGAGCCGACCACCAAAGAAGCUGUCCCAGAGCAUUCUGGGUCCACCUAUGCUUCACCCAGCCCCCGCAUCUCUGCCCGGGACACCUCCUCUCCCUCGGGCUUCACCCCACAGGUCCUCAAGCGUCCGUACCCGCAAACACCCCUUCGGUCAGCACAGCGUCCCCAACAGGCCUUCCAGCCGCAACAGCAAUCCAGACGUCUCCCUCUUCGAAUCCUCAGACCUGGCUGACGAGGAGGUCAGCCACAUCACCAGCUCCGCAAGGAGCUGGGGGGAGCGCCCGGACAGGGGAGAGUGCUCCGACUCACCCUUCUCCUCUCCCGCUCCGUCGCCCACCCCCCUCAAGAACUGCAGCACAACCAGCCUAACAGCAAAGGGGAGCAGCAAAGACAAGGACUUGAAGAAGUUCUACAGCGUCGACACGCGAGGGUUCUUGGCCAAGCCCACGUGGGCAGACGACCAAAGAAGACACUCCAUCGAGAUCUGUCCAUCCAUCGACGGCAACGCUCACAGCUUCAUCGAGUCGCCGGAGGAGAAGCGAAGAUUUCCCCUCCACAUCCAGUCAGAGUCGGAGUACAUCCACGGGGUUCGGCGGAAGAAGAAAAUGAGCCCGCCUUGCAUUUCUAUAGAUCCUCCCAUGGAGGAAGAAAGCAACGCGUCCACACGUACCAAAGCAUCCGAGAACAGCCUGCUGAGGAGAAGGACCCCGUCGUGUGAAUCCACCUCCUACAGGGACUCCUUAGAACUUGCCGACAACCAGCCAGGAGACCCGGCCGCCAAGGCCGAACGCCGGCCUCCGCCCGCCAACCGAGGAGAGCACUUGAUGAUCCCCAACUUCUCCUUUGAGCAGUCUGACGCCAACUCCACCGGCGGUCUCUCGGACCGCCUCUCGGAGAGCGGCCAGGCCGCACCUCCCUGUGCGGAUUCCCGGCCCAACGGCGGUGGCGGCAUGGCGCUGGAACUGGGGAAGGCGGACCAUUUGAAAGCUCAGGGCGACAUUCCUGAGCAAAACCAAGAAGUUCUUGGUGGGACAAAGAGUCCCCUACGGAAGCACGGACUGGUCCCUGCGAUCCCAGCGACAGACGAGGACGCAGAGGAACCAGUAUAGCUUCCGAGGGGGGGAUCGAGAGUGAACUUAAGGGCUUUGCCACCCAAGUGGCUUUGACGUGGAAAAAGAUUGAAAAGUCACAACUCCGUGGCCGACGCUUAUCCCAAAACACUUGUCUCUCUCUUUAAGCGCUGUGAAAAGGUUUUGUUGUUGUUCUUGUUGUUUUAUAUAUAUAAAAAGGAAAGAAAUCAAAGAGAA
This is a messenger RNA of Elgaria multicarinata webbii, 7146 nucleotides long. RefSeq names its product calcium voltage-gated channel subunit alpha1 H (gene CACNA1H). The record is from RefSeq and is a predicted model, not a curated record. Bases 16 to 6948 code for a protein of 2310 amino acids. The transcript is spliced from 33 exons. Gene Ontology annotation, biological process: calcium ion import; positive regulation of calcium ion-dependent exocytosis; calcium ion transmembrane transport. Gene Ontology annotation, cellular component: voltage-gated sodium channel complex; plasma membrane; voltage-gated calcium channel complex. Gene Ontology annotation, molecular function: voltage-gated sodium channel activity; low voltage-gated calcium channel activity. NCBI's taxonomy places the organism in Eukaryota, Metazoa, Chordata, Lepidosauria, Squamata, Anguidae.